AUGCGACCGGCACUUCGGUACUCACCGUACCCGCUGCCAGAUGUCGAUUCAUCGUCGCAGGGCGGUGACUUGGCCUUGGAAUACAUUGCUUCCUUGCUUCAGUCUGUUGUCCACGCUACCCGUUUGCCUGUCAAAUCCGACAAGCAGGAGAGCGCAGAGAAGACGAACGACGAUGACUUGCAUCUGAUCCAUAUGCCAUUGCCACCAUCUUCGCAUGUCAAAGUGUCGGAAAUACAGGGCCUUGUUGAUACAUUAGCCCGCCGACUAUGGGCUGCGGAAGAUGCGAAAGCCACACACACACACACCAGAGCUACACCGCACCUCCAGGAAGGAUGGUCAACUGUUUCAGAAAUGAUGAAGGCACGCUCAGACCCAGUGCUGCGCAGCCCGCAUAUUGCUCCCAUCUUGGCAUCAAUUGCUCCGACUGGGCUGGACCCGAACGAGAUGCUCGAUUAUGCCUCGGCAGAGAGUGGGCUUAGCGCAGAAGAAGAGCUUCAUCUUCUUCGGGCGCAAGUCCGUGAUAUUGCGCGUGUUUGUAAAGCUGUGGCUUUGGGUGAUCUUACUCAACAUAUUAUGGUCCCUGUCGAGGGUCCAGUCAUGGUCGAACUCAAGGAGAUUAUCAACCAGAUGGUGGACCGGCUGAGCCAUUUCGCCAGCGAAGUGACGCGUGUCUCCUUGGAAGUCGGAACGCAGGGAAAAUUGGGCGGCCAGGCUGUCGUGCCCGGUGUCGAAGGCACAUGGAAAGAACUGAAGGAUGUCGUGAAUCGUCUGGCUGCCAACCUGACCAACCAAGUACGCGGUGUCGCCUUGGUCACUAAGGCUGUAGCCAGUGGCGAUUUGUCCAAGAAGAUUGACGUCCAGGCUGGUGGUGAAAUUUUGGAACUGAAAGUCACUAUCAAUGUCAUGGUGGAUCAGCUUCGUCACUUUGCCAACGAGGUUACUCGUGUGUCUCGUGAAGUCGGUUCGCAGGGCCGUCUGGGUGGCCAGGCGCAAGUGCCAGGCGUAAAAGGUGUCUGGAAAGAGCUCACUGACAAUGUCAACCGGAUGUGCUUAAACCUCACGGAACAAGUGCGUUCCAUUGGUAUGGUUACUACGGCUGUCGCUCGUGGUGACCUGACCAAGACGAUUGAAAUUGAGGCCGAGGGCGAAAUGGCUGAGCUAAAAGAUACGGUGAACAGCAUGGUUGCGCAAUUGCGUGUGUUUGCCAGUGAAGUCGUUCGCAUGUCCCUUGAAGUGGGUACCUAUGGCCGGCUGGGUGGCCAAGCGCAUGUGCCCAAUGUGGAAGGUAUCUGGAAAGACUUGACGAUGAGUGUCAACAAGAUGGCUGACAACUUGACGUCGCAAGUGCGUGAGAUUGCCCGUGUGACCAAGUGUGUCGCAGAAGGUGUUCUUACUGAGUUCAUUACUGUGGACGUCAAGGGCGAGAUUCUCGAGCUGAAAGAGACUGUCAAUAACAUGGUUCGGCAACUUCGUACGCUUUCGGAUGAGAUUAUUCGUGUCUCUGUCGAAGUAGGCACAGAAGGUCGUCUUGGUGGACAGGCCAAUGUGGUGGGCGUCAAGGGCCAGUGGCAUGUGCUUACAGAGCGUGUGAACAUGAUGGCCUCUAAUUUGACGACGCAGGUCCGUUCUAUUGCAGCUGUCAACACGGCUGUGGCCCGGGGCGACCUCUCGAAGACGAUCAAUGUGGAAGUUCGCGGUGAGUUCUUGGACCUAAAGCACACUGUCAACAACAUGGUGGAAAGUUUGCGGACGUUCUCUACUGAGGUUACUCGUGUAGCCAAGGAAGUGGGUACCGAGGGUCGACUGGGUGGCCGUGCGAAUGUGCUGGGCGUGGAUGGCACAUGGAAGGAUCUUACAGACUCUGUGAAUACCAUGGCUGCCAACCUUACGCUGCAAGUGCGUACGAUCGCUCAUGCCACUACAGCUGUGGCACGUGGUGACCUUACUCAGAAAGUCACGAUUUCCGUGAGUGGUGAAAUUCUCGAUUUGGUCAACACGAUCAACAACAUGAUUGACCAACUCUCUUUCUUCGCCUCGGAAGUGACACGUGUCGCCCGCGAAGUGGGUACGGAGGGCAAGCUCGGUGUCCAGGCGCAGAAGAAGGACAUUGAAGGCACUUGGGGUGAAAUUACGGACAAUGUAAAUAUUAUGGCCAACAAUUUGACCUCCCAAGUGCGUGCCUUUGCCCAGAUUACUGCAGCCGCUACCGAUGGUGAUUUCUCACGCUUUGUGACAGUCGAAGCCAGCGGCGAAAUGGACUCGCUUAAGACCAAGAUUAACCAGAUGGUGUACAGUUUACGUGACAGUAUCCAGAAGAACACGGCUGCCCGUGAAGCAGCUGAGUUGGCGAACCGAUCCAAGUCUGAGUUCCUUGCGAAUAUGUCGCAUGAGAUUCGCACGCCGAUGAAUGGUAUCAUUGGUAUGACAUCGCUUACUCUCGAGACAGAGCUCUCACGUACGCAGCGUGAGAAUUUGGUGACUGUCUCAACGUUGGCUAGCAACUUGCUCGCCAUCAUUGACGACAUUCUCGAUAUUUCUAAGAUUGAAGCUGGCCGCAUGACUAUUGAAGAGAUCCCCUUCAGUCUUCGUGGCAUUGUGUUCAGCGUACUCAAGACGCUGAGCGUGCGUGCUGCACAGAAAAAGCUCAAUCUUGUAUACGAGGUCGCCCCUGAUGUACCUGAUGCUCUCAUUGGCGAUGCUCUUCGACUCAAGCAAAUUAUUACCAACCUUAUCGGUAAUGCCGUCAAGUUCACUGAGAGUGGCGGUAUUGUAGCACUGCGUUGCAAGUUGAACAGCGUGCCAGAUUCCGAUACCCCGGUGCUAGAAUUCUGUGCGUCUGACUCUGGUAUUGGCAUCAAGCAGGACAAGCUUGACAUGAUCUUCGACACGUUCUGCCAGGCGGAUGGUUCUACGACACGCAAGUAUGGUGGUACUGGUUUGGGCUUGUCCAUUUCUCGUCGUCUCGUCAAUUUGAUGGGUGGUGAAAUGUGGGUCCGAAGUCAUUUCGGCAAAGGUUCAGACUUUUUCUUCACCAUGGUGGUCAAGCAAGACAAGAUUACCGAUACGCAACUGGCAGAACGUAUGCGUCCUUAUCUUGGCCGCAAAGUCUUCUUCCUUGAUACACUCCAUGACACGACGGGUGUAGCCUCCAUGCUCAAGCAACUUGGUUUAGUGCCUAUUGUUUUCCAUUCCAUCGAGGAAACUCUUUCGCAGAGUCAGCAGAUCAGCCGAAUCGAUACGAUCAUUAUUGAUUCGCUUUCUGUCAUGUCCCAACUGCGGAUGGUCGAACAGUUGCGGUAUAUCCCGAUCAACCUGGUCACGCCUACGAUGCUUUCACUCAAUCUGACGUAUUGCCUUGAUUAUGGUAUUUCGUCCUAUAUCAACACACCUGUGGCCAUUUCGGACCUUUAUUACGCUCUACUUCCGUCCCUGGAAAGCAGCGCUGCUACGCCGGUGGAAGGCAGUCAUGAAGUCAGUUAUGAUAUCCUCCUGGCCGAAGACAAUCUUGUGAACCAGAAACUGGCAUGCAAGAUCUUGCAGAAUCAGGGUCACCGCGUCAACGUCGUAGACAAUGGUGAGCAGGCAGUACAGGCUGUUCAGAACCAUGCUUACGAUGUGAUCCUCAUGGAUGUUAGCAUGCCUGUAAUGGGCGGCAUUGAGGCCACGAUGGCUAUCCGUGAGCACGAAGCUUCGAAAGGUGCACCUCCUAUUCCUAUUGUCGCCUUGACAGCGCAUGCCAUGCUUGGCGACAAAGAGAAAUGUCUUCAAGCGGGCAUGAAUGCCUACGUGAGCAAACCUAUUCGUCGCGUGGAGCUCAUUUCCACAUUGAACCAGUUGCUGAGCCCCAAAGGGCAGCAGACUGAAUCGCCUACGUCCUAA
Messenger RNA from Malassezia pachydermatis, 3879 nucleotides. RefSeq names its product nik-1 protein (os-1p protein). The transcript has a single exon. The record is from RefSeq and is a predicted model, not a curated record. Gene Ontology annotation, cellular component: membrane. Gene Ontology annotation, molecular function: phosphorelay sensor kinase activity. The coding region runs from base 1 to 3879 and encodes 1292 amino acids. Lineage: Eukaryota; Fungi; Basidiomycota; Malasseziomycetes; Malasseziales; Malasseziaceae. Gene Ontology annotation, biological process: phosphorelay signal transduction system; phosphorylation; cellular hyperosmotic response.